This is a messenger RNA of Cavia porcellus (domestic guinea pig), 367 nucleotides long. Its product is annotated as transport and Golgi organization protein 1 homolog. Gene Ontology annotation, biological process: protein secretion; endoplasmic reticulum to Golgi vesicle-mediated transport; vesicle cargo loading. Gene Ontology annotation, cellular component: endoplasmic reticulum exit site; endoplasmic reticulum membrane. The coding region runs from base 16 to 360 and encodes 114 amino acids. The transcript has 2 exons. The record is from RefSeq and is a predicted model, not a curated record. Lineage: Eukaryota; Metazoa; Chordata; Mammalia; Rodentia; Caviidae.
UAGGUCCCUGACCGCAUGGUGGUCAGGCUGAGUGCCGGCAUGAAUGAGGCAGGGAUGCUGGGAGCCUGGUUCUGUGUCUUUGGCAGUGCCCUUGGUGACGUGUCUCACCUCCCAGACCAGAUAGUGAAGCUAGGUGAGGACUGCGGCAGGCUGCAGGCGGACAAGGCCCGGCUGGAGGAGGAGUUUAGCAUGCUGCAGCAGAAGGUGGAGGUCCUGAAGGAGCUGUCCCACCAGAAGGAGCUGGAGCUGCAGAAGAUACCGAGUCAGGCGGAAUGUGCACAGCAGCAGCGAGAGCAGGCGCUGUCGGCUGUGGAUGAGAAGGUGGUGCCGGCCACAGAGGCGGUGAAAAUCUACAAGUGAGUGUGGC